This is a messenger RNA of Chanos chanos (milkfish), 1655 nucleotides long. RefSeq names its product RING finger protein 122. Lineage: Eukaryota; Metazoa; Chordata; Actinopteri; Gonorynchiformes; Chanidae. Gene Ontology annotation, molecular function: ubiquitin protein ligase activity. The coding region runs from base 333 to 800 and encodes 155 amino acids. The transcript is spliced from 6 exons. Gene Ontology annotation, cellular component: nucleus. Gene Ontology annotation, biological process: ubiquitin-dependent protein catabolic process. The record is from RefSeq and is a predicted model, not a curated record.
UGAUAACUAAAAAACUAAGGACAUGCGAAUGAGCUUCAACGGUCUAGAUAAACAUCAUCAAAGAAAAAAGAUUUUUGUCUGCUGAAUCUUUAAAGCAACAGAAUUUUGGAAUUCGGAAUUCGGAAUCUUCUGGAUCGAAACAUUGGAACCUUUAGAUUUUGGAACUGGAAUUCGGAACCCUCUGUGGAUCACUGGCAUUGAGUUGGGCAGAGUCUGGCAGGGUUUGACUGAGAGGUAGGGGAGCAAAGCUAUUGGUUUGGCCCCUUUCCCGUGCGUGGGUUCUUCUCUGACAGGAACAGAAUUUACAGUACCAGCGCUGAGAGUCAGAUUACAUGCGACCAUUCCAAUGUUGUAACGGCUGCUUCUGUAGUCUAGGACUGCAGUGUUCCAACUGCGAGAUGACGUCCGAGGGCAGUUACCACCUUCCCCUUAACGUGUAUGUCAUUGUACUGGGCAUUGGUCUCUUCAUCUUCAUGCUCAGCGUUAUCUUCUGCUGCUAUCUGUUCAGGCUGAAGCAACAAGUCCCUCGGGAGCAGUACAGCUACAAUGAGGUGGUUUUAAAGGGGGCAGGAAAGAAGCUUAGUCUGCUUGGACAGCCCUGUGCAGUGUGUCUGGAGGAGUUCAAAACCAGAGACGAACUUGGAGUCUGUCCAUGCUCACACACCUUCCAUAAGAAGUGCCUGUUGAAAUGGUUGGAGAUUAGGAGCGUCUGCCCCAUGUGUAACAAGCCCAUCCUCAGGCUGCAUAACGAGGAGACCCCAAGGGGAGCUGAAGGACCCCAAGACCCUGAGGAGGUGUGAGGGCCAAACCUUAACACCCAUCACCCACUUAAAAAAAAAAAAAAAACAACAAAAAAAAAAACCCUCCAGAACUGCCACGGCGGGGAGGGCUUAACCUUACAACAUGUCUCCAGGACGGUCUCUGGGGGACAAAUAACAUUGGACCUGUCGAACUCAUUGGAGGCAUUUGACACACGGACCUCUCAAAGACCGUACGAUUGGUGGAUGCAUAUAUUAUCACAUAGUUGUGCUAAAGAGGAUUAUUAAACCUCCAAAGACAUCAUUUGGUGGGCUGAGACGGCUAAACGCCACUGAAGAACCGACACCAGACGGGUCAAAGCAAAGGAAAAAAAAAAAAAGAAAGAAGAAAGAAACCCACUUUUUUCUCGCCUCCCCUCGGCUGUAACACUGAGCAGACGGUGUCAAUCAAGAGAUCUCCGACGAGCGACUCUGGACCAGGUCAGAGUUCAAAAGGAGGCGAACGUCUCCUAAGCGCUCAGGUGUUUCCCACGGCAACCGACACACGCGAGCAUUUCCGACACCGAAACCCGUGAGCCCGAAACUGGCCUCACAUAUAAUGUUAAUGCUAUAUAAAAAAAAGGGCAGUUAAAGUAUAACAGAGAGAGAGAUCUGUGGCUUUUAUUGACAGUGUAACGUUUCAGUGACCCUCAAAAAAUAUUAGGUUAAGUAUGUAGUCAAUGAAUGGUACUAUAGGUCUCUCUGCAGGCCUUGUUUUAGUGCUUCAAAGAGAAAAGAUAAGUAUGUGAAUUAGUAACCAGCAGUUUAAAUCUCUUCCUUAUUAAUAAGUAUGUAACCCGGGCAUAAGAAUGACCCCUUUUGUAUUGUUGGAUGUUUUUAAAUAAAAUGUCAAUGUUU